This is a messenger RNA of Aspergillus aculeatus ATCC 16872, 1865 nucleotides long. RefSeq lists its product as uncharacterized. Bases 182 to 1387 code for a protein of 401 amino acids. The record is from RefSeq and is a predicted model, not a curated record. Gene Ontology annotation, cellular component: mitochondrion. NCBI's taxonomy places the organism in Eukaryota, Fungi, Ascomycota, Eurotiomycetes, Eurotiales, Aspergillaceae. The transcript is spliced from 2 exons. Gene Ontology annotation, molecular function: phosphatidylserine decarboxylase activity. Gene Ontology annotation, biological process: phosphatidylethanolamine biosynthetic process.
GAUGGACUGAAACCGGUCGCAGCUCCGACAAAGAUCCACUGAGUGGCAGGGGUCUAUAGAUUAACCUGCCCCCCAACCAGAGACUACGCACAGAGGAUUGAAUAUCCACGACCCAAUAGACAACACACUAGGGUCGGACCGGCCGGGCCUCUUGAGUUCUCAGCUGUCGAUCGGUCUUACAAUGGCUGCAGCAUUUCCUAGCUCUCAGGCCACCCUUCCCAAAGUGACCCUGCCCGAUUUGGGGCAGUCGACCUCCGAGACCGUCAAAGACUUCCGAACCCUAAUCCAGAAUGAUCCAACCCUGCUCAAGAAUACCACUGCCAUGUUCAUCCAGGCUGGCUCCGAUCCCCUGAACGUGACGCAGAAUCUGGCCGGGUUCCUGGUGAACCUGGACAAGAUCACGCGGACUGCUCCUGCCUACGACGCCUCUGCCGAAAAGAACUCCCCCGGAGGCAGCAUGGGAAUCCUGACCAACCUGCUGGAACCCUACCUCAAGACCGCCGCGGGGCAGGAAUUCUUUCGGGACGCGCGAGUGGACAAGGUUCUCCAGUCUGUGCUCAAAGAGUGGACGGCCUACCUGAAAUCCCCGGAGUCCGCCAGCGUCCUCACCAACGAAGACGGCGGGUGGUUCAGCCGGGCGGCCCUCUCCGACGAGGAACGCAAGACCUUCUUCCAGGACUACAAGUGCGAGCAGGAAGCCCCGCACUACGGCUUCGAGUCCUGGGACCAGUUCUUCACGCGCGAGUUCCGGGAGGGCGCGCGGCCGGUCGCGGCGCCCGACGACGACAAUAUCAUCACGGCCGCCUGCGAGUCGGUGAAGGUCGUCUUCCAGCCGGACGUGCAGCUCUCCGACACCUUCAACAUCAAGGAUCACAAGUACUCGCUCGGCACGAUGUUCAACGACCAGGACCUCGCGGGGAAGUUCGGCGGCGGCCGGCUCUACCAGGGCUCCCUGAACCCGACUAACUACCACCGCUGGCACGCGCCCGUCUCCGGCACCAUCAGUACCAUGCAGGUCAUCGCGGGCACGUUCUUCCACUCUGGGAUGAACGUCGCCUUCGACGCCAGCCCCUUCACGGGAGCGAUCGAGUAUGAGGUCGGGGCGGCUCUGCACGAGGCCACCCGGUGUGUCAUCGUGAUCGACAACGCCAAGCUGGGCCCCGUCGCGUGCGUCUUCGCCGGCAUGCGCGAGCGCGGCUCCUGCGAGCCGACGGUGCAGGUUGGCGACGAUGUGAGCAAGGGGGACCAGCUGGGCAUGUUCCAUUUCGGCGGCAGCACGCAUUGUCUGAUCUUCAAUAGGAACAUCAACGUUUCGGUUCCAUCAGAGGGGGUGGUUCCGUCCGGUCUGCCUGUUGCGGUGAACUCGCAGCUGUUUACUGUAUCGUAGGAUGCCUGCGCGAGCUUCGUGUGCCACAGAGUCGUGUAUGCCAGAGGAAUUGUCAGUAAGAAAAUGCAUUACCAUAAGGGCUCUUUGCCUUCUAUCUGUUUGGGGGUCUUGUCGUGGGCCAGGAAAGUGUUGUCUCGGUUCACUACGUUUCUGUCGCGAGAGUCUUGGCUGUAUCAAAUUAUGUAUGGAACGAUGACUUCAAUCGAUGGCAAAUUGGGCUGUCGCAAGUCUUUAGGUGGUAUUUUCAAAACUAAGCUGAGAUUAUUGACAACUCUCUGUGGCUCCAAUUACUCAUUGAACGGGGAUUGAGUCCUUGGAACGUUGCCGCCAACCCAGUAGACUCCAAGGUCGAACCACCUAUGCUAGGUGUAAGCUAGAGGCGCCUGUUCGAGCCAUGGAUUGAGGUCAAGCUAGUAAAAUAAUCAGCUGCGCUAGAUACUAUUACUAAAAUGAAUGUCGCUGUUCAGCAGCGUAGCCG